Molecule: messenger RNA, 1672 nt
Organism: Pundamilia nyererei
Lineage: Eukaryota; Metazoa; Chordata; Actinopteri; Cichliformes; Cichlidae
Product: CD209 antigen-like protein E
Exons: 6
Coding region: 57-983 (308 amino acids)
Source: RefSeq, a predicted model, not a curated record
CUCAGGCCAGUUGUUAUUCAAAUGCACAUAUGACCGAUGUUGACUGAACAGUGAGAAUGGAGGAGAGGAGAGAACCCACGGGUGGUAAUUUUAACGGUGGAUUUAAGGAAUUCAUUUGUGAAGAAGACUUCUACGAUGAAGAGCAUCAUCAUCAGUCUAACAGGCACCAAGUGUCCAUGUUCACUAUGAGUCCUGGGAGAUGUCACAGACUGGCUGCAGUGAGCCUGGCCCUACUCGCUGCUGUUUUGCUGAUAGUUGAUAUUGGCCUGGGAGUCCAUUAUAACAAACUCACAGAUUCUCACCUCACGCUCGAUGAUACCGAACGCAUCAGCAAAGAGCUCAUCAACCUCCAGGACACUUACAAGACUGCAGUGGAAACCAUGAAGGAUGCCAGGAAGCAGCUGGACAGUGAGAUGAGCCGUCAGACACAAACCAACUGGGAGCUUGAACACCAGACAAAACGAAGCAAUGACUAUAAAAGUCAGAUGGAAAAAAUCACAAAGGAAAUUGAAACUUCAAGAUCACGCUUGUCAAUGCAUAGCGAUGGCUGCAAACGCUGUCCUGUGGGAUGGAUUUUAAUGAACUCUGUAUGUUACUACUUCUCCUUGAAAUCAAAUGAAAUGAAAACAUGGAAGGAAUCCAGAGAUUUCUGUCAGCUGCAGGGAGGAGAUCUUAUAAUCAUAGACAGCCAAGACAAAGAGAACUCGACAGUAAAUUUCCUAAUAAAUCAUCAAGAUGCCUCCCAGCUCUCAACAGACUUCUGGAUCGGACUGAGUGAUUCCAAGGAGGAAGGGACUUGGAAAUGGUUGGAUGGAACAUUUCUUGUUCAAGGGUACUGGAACGAUGGAGAGCCGAACAAUCUCAAUGAUGAAGACUGUGCAGCCGUGUAUCCCAGAGUAAACUUCUUCAAAGCUUGGAAUGAUGUUAGAUGUGGAGUCAGAAGGAAAUGGAUUUGUGAAAAAGCACCAGAAUCCAUGAGCUAAAAUGUCUAAUAAGGCAUACAGUCUUAGAUAUGUAAACUAUCACAUAUUCUUUAAAUCAUAACACGCAUAAGGUGGUUUCACUUUGUCUUCACUUUGUUUUCUGUACCUCUCACUGUCUCUAUCGCUCUCUCUCAGCGUGUCCACCCUUUAUGUCAUGAGCACAGUUGUUGUCUGGCUGUGGUUGCAGCUAUAACUGGUAAUAUGACGACUCUUUACUGCUCCUAAUACUCCUAUUAUCAUUAGCCACAGAAAUAAUCAUGACAGGAGUAUACAGGCUGGUAUUUUAAAGUAUUUCUUUAGAAAUUCUCCCCUCAGAUUACAUUCUGCUAGAAAGAUGAAACCAAGAUGAGCUUGCAACAGAAAGAUGGGAAAGAGGAAAAUAUGGAGAAGGAGAGAAAUAACUCGUGAUCCGAAGCACACCACAUCAUCUGUCUAACCUGGUGGAGGCAAUGUUAUAACAUGGACAUGUAUGACAGUGUAACUGUGUCCCAUCACUUACUGCGAAAGGAAACUUGGCUGCCUGUAAUAACAUGUAAUAACUAUAGAAGAUGCAUCCUUCUAUGUGUUUUGCAUUGCAUUGGGAUGCUGGCCUUCAACUCUCUGCAAAGUCAAUUAGUUACAAACCCUAGUAAACCAUGUUUCAUCAUCAUCAUCACCUUUAUUUAUAAAACAACCACAGCUGACACAAA